Medioppia subpectinata is the source of this 300-nucleotide messenger RNA. NCBI's taxonomy places the organism in Eukaryota, Metazoa, Arthropoda, Arachnida, Sarcoptiformes, Oppiidae. The record is from the annotation of a GenBank genome assembly.
AUGGAGACUGAGCCCUACAAACAGACAGCAAAGCCAGGCAUAGAGUCGUAUUAUUUGGGAAUUUACAUCUCGUCAUUCAAUACUACACUCUAUUGGAUGAAAAGAAACGCCUUUUAUAUGACACUAAAGAUAUUGGAUUUAGCUUUGGAUAAAUAUAAUGCAUCACAAUUUGGUGAACUACUGGUGAAACUACUGGUGCCCAUUACACCCAAAUAGAGCCUAUUAUUGUCCAUUUAUUAGCGCACCAAACAAUUUGCUCGUUGUAUACAACCAAAUGGGAAAAACGCUUAAAUCUAAUUU